Xyrauchen texanus (razorback sucker) is the source of this 4797-nucleotide messenger RNA. RefSeq names its product exportin-4-like. The record is from RefSeq and is a predicted model, not a curated record. The coding region runs from base 140 to 3514 and encodes 1124 amino acids. Gene Ontology annotation, biological process: protein export from nucleus. The transcript is spliced from 23 exons. Gene Ontology annotation, cellular component: nuclear pore; cytoplasm. NCBI's taxonomy places the organism in Eukaryota, Metazoa, Chordata, Actinopteri, Cypriniformes, Catostomidae. Gene Ontology annotation, molecular function: nuclear export signal receptor activity.
AAGCAAAAAGGGAAAGCGACAGAGUCUGUAACAAAACCCAAAUCAACAUCGGUUUGGCUUUUCAGAGGUGGCGACAACUGAAAGGAUUUAAAAGCGACCCAGAGAUGUCUAUUUUCUUACUCAACAGGCUCCGCCGUCCAUGGUCAACACAGAACAGAGACAGCAUGCAGAGCACAUAUUCCUCUCCUUUAGGAAGUCAAAAUCCCCCUUUGCUGUCUGCAAGCACAUCCUGGAGACCAGUAAAGUGGACUAUGUGUUGUUCCAGGCAGCCACAGCCAUCAUGGAGGCCGUGGUUAGAGAAUGGAUCCUUCUGGAGAAGAACAGCAUUGAGUCCCUCAGAACAUUCCUCCUCUCCUACGUAUUACAGAGACCCAAUCUGCAGAAGUAUGUUAGAGAGCAGAUCCUGUUAGCGGUAGCAGUAAUAGUGAAGAGAGGCUCUCUCGACAAAUCCAUCAACUGCAAGAGCAUCUUCCAUGAGGUCAGCCAGCUCAUCAGCAGCGGCAAUCCCACAGUGCAAACACUGGCCUGCUCCAUCCUGACUGCUCUGUUGAGUGAGUUCUCUAGCUCCAAUAAGACCAGCAACAUUGGCCUCAGCAUGGAGUUCCAUGGUAGCUGCAAGCGUGUUUUUCAGGAGGAUGAUCUCAGACAAAUCUUCAUGCUCACUAUGGAGGUCCUGCAGGAGUUCAGUCGGAGGGAAAACCUCAAUGCACAAAUGUCCUCAGUGUUCCAACGUUACCUUGCGCUGGCCAAUCAAGUGCUCAGCUGGAACUUUCUCCCACCCAAUCUGGGGAGGCACUACAUUGCCAUGUUUGAAGCGACACAGAAUGUCAUGCUGAAGCCAACCGACUCCUGGAGGGAAACCCUUCUAGACCACAGAGUCAUGGACCUCUUCUUCACUGUGCACAGGAAGAUCAGAGAGGACUCUGAUAUGGCACAGGACUCCCUUCAGUGUCUGGCCCAGUUGGCCUCUAUGCAUGGUCCUAUUUUCCCUGAUGAGAAUGCUCAGAUGACCUAUCUGGCACACCUGGUGGAGGGACUGCUCAACAUGAUCAAUGGGAUUGAGAUUGAAGACUCUGAGGCUGUGGGGAUCUCAAACAUCAUCAGUAACCUAAUCAGCACAUUUCCCCGAAGCAUUUUGACAGCGCUCCCAAACGAGCUCUUUGCCUCUUUCAUUAACUGCCUCACACUGCUCACGUGUUCCUUUGGUCGCAGCGCUGCCCUGGAGGAGGUGUUGGAUAAGGAUGACAUGGUGUACAUGGAAGCAUAUGAUAAGCUGUUGGAGUCCUGGCUGACGCUGGUCCAGGAGGACGAGCACUUCCCCCGGGGCUGCUUCAUCCAACCGGCAGUGCAGGUCUUCAACUCCUACAUCCAGUGUCACCUCGCAGCACCCGACGGCACAAGAAACCUGACCGCAAAUGGUGUGGCUUCUCGUGAAGAAGAAGAAAUUAAUGAGUUACAGGAGGAUGACAGAGAGCUGUUCUCAGAUCAGCUGGCUAGCAUCAGCAUGUUGGGGCGCAUCGCUGCAGACCACUGUAUACCUCUACUCACGGGUUUGUUGGAGGACCGAGUCACAAGGCUUCACGGGCAACUCCAAAGCCACCAACAGCACCUCAUGGCCUCCUCAGAUCCAGGCAGCGUGGAACGGAAAGUUCUAGAUGACCUUUACGAAGACAUUCAUUGGAUAAUAUUAGUCUCAGGCUAUCUCUUGGCUGAUGACCCUCAGGGUGAGACACCAUUAAUACCUUCAGAAGUUAUGGAGUACUCUAUCAAACACUCCACAGAUGUGGAUAUUAACACUACACUGCAGCUCCUUGGCUCUCCUGGAGAAAAGGCCACCUCCAUCCCAGGAUGCAACAGGACAGACUCAGUUAUCAGGUUGUUAUCGGCAGUACUAAGAACAUCCGAGGUAGAAUCUCGGGCUACACGAGCAAGCCUGACUGAGCUGCUUAGUCCUCAGAUGGGCAAAGACAUUGUUUGGUUUCUUCGACGCUGGGCCAAGACAUAUCUACUGGUGGACGAGAAGCUCUAUGGCCAAAUCAGUGUGCCCCUCAUCACAGCAUUUGGGGCAGACACAGAGGGGGCGCAGUGGAUUGUGGGAUAUCUGUUGGAGAAGGUGAUCAAUAAUCUGUCGGUAUGGAGCUCUGAGCCAGAGCUGGCUAACGACACGGUGGAGCUGCUGGUGACUCUGGUGGAGAAGAGAGAGAGGGCGAACAUCGUUGUUCAGUGUGAAAACUGGUGGAGCUUGGCCAAGCAGUUUGCCAGUCGCAGUCCUCCCUUGCAUAUGCUGUCCAGCACUGUCCAGCGGACACUGAUGAAGGCCCUGGUCCUGGGGGGCUUUGCUCACAUGGAUUCUGAUACCAAACAACAAUACUGGGCUGAGGUGCUGCACCCUCUCCAGCAGCGGUUCCUCAACCUCAUUAACCAGGAGAACUUUGCUCAGAUCUGUCAAGAGCAGGCUGUAAAGCAGGAAAUCGUGGCCACACUGGAGGCACUGUGCGGCAUUGCUGAAGCAACGCAGAUAGACAAUGUGGCAUCUCUCUUCAGCUUUCUCAUGGACUUCCUGUCCAGUUGCAUUGGCCUGAUGGAGGUCUAUAGAAACUCAUCAGAAACGGUCAACCUCAUCAUAGAGGUGUUUGUGGAAGUGGCACACAAACAAAUCUGCUACCUGGGAGAGACUAAGUCAAUGAAACUGUAUGAGGUUUGCUUGACGCUGCUGCAGGUCUACUCAAAGAACAAUCUUGGUCGUAAGAGAUUAGACGUUGCCGCAGAAGAGGACCAGUACCAAGAUCUUCUACUCAUCAUGGAGCUGCUCACCAACUUGCUCUCCAAAGAGUUCAUUGACUUCAGCGACACUGAUGAGGUAUUCCGCGGGCAAGAGCAGAGUUCUGGUGCUGGACGGGCCGUAUCGGCUGCCGAUGUUGUGCUGUUUGGUGUCAAUAUUGUGCUGCCCCUCAUGUCUCAGGACUUACUUAAGUUCCCCUCUCUGUGUAACCAGUAUUAUAAGCUUAUCACCUUCAUCUGUGAGAUUUUCCCAGAGAAGAUCCCUCAGCUGCCAGAGGAGCUCUUCAAGAGUCUAAUGUGCUCUUUGGAGCUGGGCAUGACUUCGAUGAGCUCAGAGAUCAGUCAGCUGUGUCUUGAGGCUCUGUCCCCAUUGGCUGAGCAAUGUGCCAAGACACAAGACAAGGACACACCCCUUUUUAUUGCCACACGACAUUUCCUUAAGUUGGUGUUUGAUAUGCUUGUGCUGCAAAAGCACAACACUGAGAUGACUGUGGCAGCUGGGGAAGCCCUCUAUACACUAGUAUGCCUGCACCAGGCAGAUUAUUCAGAGCUGGUGGAGACGCUGCUCUCCAGUCAGAGGGAUGCUGUGAUCUACCAGCGGCUGGCAGAUGCAUUCAACAACCUCACUGCCAGCAGCACACCUCCUACCAUGGACCGCAAACAGAGGGUGGCCUUCCUUAAAAGCCUGGAGGAGUUUGUUGCCAAUGUGGGGGGGCUACUUUGUGUCAAAUAGACCACCUUCAUCCAGCGACUGUUCAGGAUAGUUUCCCCUCUCCAAACCCCUCUACCACUCAGAGAAGCCUUUCAACAUGCCAAACUGUGGAGAUGCUCAGAGGGUGAACUCGAAAAAAGCACUGUGCUCUGGUCUGGCCAUUCAGGCAUGUAUGUAUGCCUCCAGAGCAAAGGGAGGCUGUGGAGAGGCUGGCGAAGACAGAGAGGAGAUGACACACUGUGUUCAUCUCAUUCUGAUUUGAUCAUUGUUUACUUCGCCACUGAGAGGUCUUCAUAUAAACAUUUAUCAAGGCAGCAGGUAGACUCACUGAAAAUUGGCUUCUUCCUCUCCCCCUUUACACUCAAACUUGCAGACGUUUCUCCUCGAGUGCCUUCGUAUUUGGUUUCUCAUGUCUCACAUCCAGCUGUCCGUAAGGCAUUGAGUAGAACUGUGUCUUGUGCUCACGGUAACUAGGAUUGUGAGCUGUGUUUGCUAUGACAAUGAAAAUGCCUUUCCCAAUAAAACUUUAAUUACAUGAAAGGCAUUAUGAAAAAGAAACCAAAUCACUUUGUGUUUAAGAGUGUAUAUAUAUAUUUUCAAAAAGACAAAAAAUGAAAAUGUGUUUAAAAAGCAAAACAGACUGGAAAGUUUUUAUAAGAUUAUAGUCGAGAGAAAUGUCAGGUUUUUUUUUAUGAUGACUUCACCCUGAAAAAGGGUCUAGUUUUAAUUAUUUAAUUUUUUUCCCCGUUUGGUUGAUUUGUAGUUUUACUCUUUGCUGUUGUCAUUUUGCCCUGAUCACAGCAGUACAGUUGAAAGCAUUUUCAACAAAAAAUGAUGUCCGAUCAGUUUUUCAAAUGGCUGUGGUCACCUAACGUGCCCACUAAAGUUUUGCUUUUACAAUAACUUCAAUAAUGUUCCACUUUCACUAACACUGACAUAAACUCAUGAUUGUGGAACAGACAACAUUGCUGUAGCAAUAAAAUACCAAAAAUGACUACCGAGGGAUGUGACCCACUAAUUGUUAUUUUGGAUUGCCUGAAAUGACUUGUAAAAUUGUAUAUAAACUUGCUAUAAAAAGUGUCUUCUUUUGUGAUCUACGUUUCAUCAGUUUGUUAUCUGAGUGUUAUGUCUGCUUGAUCUGGAAAUAUGUGUGCAUGUACAGUAUAUUUAUUAGUAUACUUCUUCUUUUUUUUUUGUCCUUGGCUGAUUUAGGAAUACCAUACUCCAUUCUGAUAUUCUUACCAUUUCAGUCUGAUGUUCCAUAUGGCAGAAGUAUGCAUGGUAUGGAGGGGAAGAAAUUAACU